AUAGGAGAAAGGGGGGAUUGGUGGCAUAUUCCCCCUCCCUUGCCUGACUGUUCCAGGGGUGGAAAGCAAAGACGUGUGUGAUUGGCUGUGACUGCAGCCGGCUAAGAGAACGUCCCAUCCCCCUGAAUGGUAGCCAACUGCUGGAAGAGACACAGAGAAAGAAAGGAAGGAGUGAGAGAAAGAAAGGGAGGGGAGAGAAUUGGAAAGGGAGGGCAGGGAGAGAAGGGAGGGAAUACAGAAAGAAAGAGAUAGAGACCAUUUGACCUGGCACAGGAUAUCCACCCUUGAACAAAACGAGAGUUUGCCAGGCAAGCAGGCACAGGGCCAGCUCUCCCCCUUCAUUCACCUCCAGCACUGUAACGACAUCCUAAUUCCAGAACCAGCCCAGAGUUGAGAGAAGGACAGGAGCCGGCACACAUACAAGCAAGGAUAUAUAUACACCAGCUGAGAUGUACAUGUAUGUAUACCAGAAUUGAUGCUGAUGACCAAAUUAACAAAGAUCCCUUAUUAAGACAAGCAUGAUUUACACUAAAGACUGCAAUUGGAAUAUACACUGAAGAACGGAUUCAUACAGCACAACUGGUAUACUUAGAGAAAGCAGAACUUUACCUACAGUGUGCGGAGGACCUUGAAGAGGCUAGUUAGGAUAGAAAAAAGUUGGUACAGUACCUGGUCAAUUGGUGUAUACACACUGUUAUACAUCUCACACAUAUACCAUAACUGGAUAACAUAGACCGACACAUGCAAGUAUACAGCUCCUGGUACAUUCGCACUUGAAGGUGGAUAUAUUCCCGCAAAAACAAGACUGGAACAGCUUAGGUCAUCUUGGGGUGUAUGAUCUGCCUGGGUCAGUCCACUUUCCUGAGAUUUAACCACCCAGCUGAAGCUCACUGGAUGAAAGCCAUGAUUCCUUCCACUGGGAGAAGCCAUGCGCCAGGCUUGUACCCAUCAGAAUCUUCUUCUUCCUUGUUAAAUGGUUCUCGUGAUGCUGCAUAUUCAAGAACUGUACCCUCCCAUACCUCACUAGUGAGCUCCAUUGAGAAAAAUCUUCAGGAUAUCAUGGACUCAUUGGUUUUAGAAGGGCCUGCACCACUGAGCAGGAAGCUUUCCCAGACCUCCCUCAACCAUAUCACCCCUAUGACCAAUGGAGAGAGCAGACGGUACAUGGUUUCACCUCCUACAAGUCCACCUUACUCAAACUCAGGAUAUGACAAUACCUUUCCCUCUCCACUGUCUUCUCCUGGAAGUGGAAGUCUCACUAGCCCCUCUUCGGGGCAAGAUGCAGGAACACCAACAGCUCCCCCUGUGGUGCCACUUCGGACUUCUAGCUUUAGCCAUUCCUUGCCGCGACCUGUUCCCACAUAUGGAGGAAGCAACCUUGACUUACGUUCUAAUCGCAGUGUAGGUGGUGGGUCUCUGCUUAAUCCUUCAAGCCCAGCAACAGGAAGCAGAAUGGGGGGACUUAGUGUGCCAAGCAGUCCACUCUUGAGUAGUAAGUUUCAUCACCAGAUCACAGACCGAUCAACUAGCCCUUUUAGACAGGUGGUAGGACCAACACGAAGUCUACCACCAGAGAGUCCAAAACUUGGACGGAGGAACCUUGAAAGCAUGAGGGACCUACCCCCACUUAGCCCUUCUCUGCCACGUAGGAGUUCAUCUAGCUCUGUGAAGCCUGCUUCAGACAGCCCAUCUCGAGUGCCAGACAGCCCCAGCACUUUAGGACGACGUCGGGUGGGUAGUACUAGCUCUCCUGGCACAGAAAAUAACACAAGUACAAGACAGAGAAGGGAGCGCAGCCCAUCUCCCUCCUCUUUUCAAGAGACCUCCCGUAGACUAACUCCAGCAUAUAGCCUUGGAUCACUGGGGUCCCCUUCACAAAGCCCCCGGGUGCAAAGGAAAGGGCCUAUGCUACGGGAGCGCAAAAACAGCAUCAGUGAAAUUUCUGGAAAUCAAGAAGAGCUAAUGGACUACCACAGAAGGCAGAGAGAAGAAAGACUUAGAGAGCAGGAAAUGGAAAGGCUUGAACGGCAGAGGCUGGAAACCAUUUUAAACUUGUGUGCAGAAUACAGUAAAACAGAUGAUACAGCACCUCAGGUUCGCCUGGAUGACAUAAGGAGUUUCCCCUCCUUGGGGGGCACAGAGGAAAACGCUGCGUCCCUCUGCACUCGUAGACCAUCUUGGGAGAACACCAGGAGUACUACCCUGGAGAACACAGGCAAAAGGGCGAGAGCACGGGGAGAACAGAAUGAGGAAGAGAAUCAAAGAGAAGAGAACAGCAGUACAGAGAGUACCCAACACGAGCAGGAAGAUGCGGUAAGCCCAACUGGGGCUGAAGAAUUGUUAGCUCUGGAGGAGCAACGCAGGCAGACCCUAGGACGUGUGGAUCAGCUAAAAAACAGAGUGACUGAAUUAGAGGGUCAGUUGCAGGAAAGUGCAAGAGAGGCAGAGAUGGAACGUGCCCUUUUGCAAGGGGAACGGGAGGCUGAGCUGUCCCAAUUGCAGCAUGAGCAGAGGAUGGCCCAACAGCUGCAGGACAGCCUGACCUCCUUAGAAAGCAACGUCCAGAAGGAAAAAGACAAGGCACAUGAAAAACUGGAACAGGAGAGGAUGGAGCUGCAGAGUAUUCAGCUUUCUCACCACGACCUGCAGAGGCAGCUCCAUAACUGCCCUGAGGCUCUGCGGGAGCAGGUGCAGUGCCAGCUGACACGGGAGUCUGAACUCCUGGAGACAAAGAUGAAGCUGUUUGAGGAUCUGGAAUUCCAGCAGCUAGAGAAGGAAAGCCGCCUGGAAGAGGAGAGAGAGACCACAAGUCAGCAACUUUUACAGAGCAAGGGGGAAUGCCAGCGAAGCAUCACACGACGGAAGGAACGACUAACUGCUUUGGAGAUGCAAGUCAAUCAGAUCUGCCUCCAGGCAGCACAGGAUGCAGAACAUCUUGGCCAGGAAAGAAGCACUGUUCUUUUUCAGCUACACAAGGAGAAAGAGAAGCUGGUUCAGUUGGAGAGAAGAUACCAGGCACUAACAGGACGACGGGGAUUCUCAGCUGGAUCAGCUGCUCUUAGAGAGGCUGCUCUCCACAUCUCUGAGACUAGUGACUGCUUACUCGCUCAAGCUGAUGUUUCUUGCAUACCCGCUAUCCCUUCCAUCUGCUCUUACUCCCCUUCCCGGCAGCAAGAGGAAUACGUUUGCCUUUCUGAUGUGCUCCGCUUGUACAGCAGCUCACCUCUUGUUCCUGCUUUCCCCCUUCUCUCUGCUGCAGAGCCCACCACCGCCCUUGAGUACAUCACUUUAGAUCAGCUACAGGAUAUUCUGGAAAGCAUGCCCACAGGUUCUGCCCAAACGGCUGUACCAAUGGCUGGUCCUGAUGUGAACUCCGCCUCUUGUGCUCCUACACCUGAGGAACUUCCUCCUGUACAUCUUUCUUCUUCAUCUUCCUCCUCUCCCUCCAUUUCUCUGGAGAUGAAUUCCCCAACAACAGAAGGUCACUCCGCACCCCCAGCUUCUGAUUUGGAUACCUGGUACCAAGAUUUAGUAACUGCUCCUUCUGCCUCUUCUUCUCCAUCUUCUUCCCCUCCUCCACUCCCUGCUAAAUCUCAUUCAUCUCGUAAGGCUUUGCAGAUUUCUCGCUCUCGGACUGAAAUUGAAGGUGGAGGCACCCUUCCACGGAUGAAAACAGUCUCCCCCUCUUCUUCUCACUUUUCAGUGGCCACUCUGGGCCGUAGUGUUUCUCCAAAGAAUGCCCCUCUGACUCUGAAUGGCACAAGCAGCCUCUCCAGGGGAUUGGCAGUAACAAUGCAAGACAUCCAAAGCAAGAGACAGCUGGCACUGCAGCAAAAAGACAGUCUGAGUACAGAGGAUUCUCUUCCAUCUGAAGUCGCAGGUCAGCAAGUGAUAGAGGAGCAGCGCAGACGUCUUGCAGAGUUAAAACAGAGAGCUGCAGUUGAGGCACAAUCUCAGUGGGAAUCUCUCCACGGAGCCUCUAAUCAAGGGUACACUCCCAUCAUGCACCACUCCAUUCUUCACCAUCAGCAGGUCCAUUCUCGUGAAGAUGACCCUACACAUGGAUUUGACACUCUUAGUCUGGAGAGUUCUGAUAGUUUGGACACUAGUGUUUCUACAGGAAACUCUGCAUGUUCCCCUGAUAACAUGUCAAGUGCUAGUGGUUUAGACAUGCUGAAGAUAGAGGAGAUGGAGAGAAUGCUUCUAGAAGCUCAUGCAGAGCGAGCCAGGCUUGUAGAAUCCAGGGAGCGUGAGGUGGAGGUACGCAGAAAAGCACUAGAAGAUGAGAGGCGAAGGAGAGAAGAGCUGGAAAGACGCCUUCAAGAUGAGACAGCUCACAGGCAAAGACUAGUAGAUAAGGAGGUCAAGAUGAGGGAAAAGCAUUUUUCACAGGCUCGUCCUCUUACACGCUAUCUUCCUAUCCGGAAGGAAGAUUUUGACCUCCGAACUCAUAUUGAGUCCUCAGGCCAUUCAGUAGAUGCCUGUCCUCACAUCAUUUUAAGUGAGAAGAUGUGCCGUGGCUUCCUGACUAAGAUGGGUGGAAAGAUAAAAUCAUGGAAAAAGCGCUGGUUUGUUUUUGAUCGCCUCAAACGUACCCUAUCGUAUUAUGUAGAUAAACAUGAGGCAAAACUGAAAGGAGUUAUAUAUUUCCAGGCCAUAGAAGAGGUUUAUUAUGACCACCUCCGGAGUGCAGCCAAGAAAGGACUUUUUAACCUCAGCCUGGCCACUAGUCCGAACCCAGCGCUAACGUUCUGUGUCAAGACACACGACCGGCUGUAUUACAUGGUAGCGCCCUCCCCAGAGGCUAUGCGGAUAUGGAUGGAUGUCAUUGUAACUGGGGCUGAGGGUUACACUCAGUUCAUGAACUAAUACAGGUGGCUUCCCUAUAAUGACACACUCCUCAGGAACCACAGGCAAAAGGGAGAUCUUGAAAACAAUUGUCUCUUUAUUCAGUGUUACAAUCAUACACUACCCACUGCAUCCUGCUGUCAGGCAAAUGGCCAAAUCUUUGGGGCAAAGCUUACAGCAGUGCAAAGCUCUUAAAUACAUCUGGAGACACUGAUGGUGCAACUGUGCUUUUGCUACAUGCAAGCACAGGUUAAACAGUACUGUUAUCACAUUUAAUGGUUAGAAAAGUAUUAAUGUUUUUAUACCUUUUUUUGUUUUUUUUUUUUACUUGGAUGUUUUUCUGGUGCCGUGACACUUUGAUCUAGAUUUUUAAAGACGAGCUGGUAGUGCAAUAAUGCUACACCAGUUACAGAAACUACUCUCUAUAUAUCUGUAUAUGUUUUUGUUACUUUUUAAUGCUUUUAUUAAUGCCUUAUUGUGGUCUCUCACAUGUGGUGGAGAUAUUGUUGCCUUGCCCAUAUCCCUUCUGCUGUGGGCAACCUCAUUGUGUUAACCCAAAUACCACCUGUGCCUUGGUUAUGUGAGGCAAAAAUCAAAUGAUAUUUUAUUCUCUUUAAACUGUCCAAAGCCCUUGGUUUGGUUCUCCGCAGAGGGGGCUGUCAUAUUUUACUUACAACAUGAACAGAAGAUGAGUUUACCAAACUAUAAAAAGUUUACGUCCAUACUGACAUUUCAAGAAUUACGGGGAGACGGGUUUAUUUGGAAUAGAUUUUAUCCUUGGGCUUAUGUUUCCUGUACAUUGUUCUGCCUUGUGUGUAUCAACACAUUCAUAUUCUAUAUAGGACUAGUUUUUUGGAAUGUUUUUGUAAUGAUCACCUGUUUUGGUCUAAUCUGAUCUGAGUUUUGUAUGUUAAAUCUAAGAGGAGUUCUGUCACCUUAUAAUUAUCCGUAUCAAGGUAACUCUUAUUUGGCAAAAAAAAAUCACAGUAUUCUCAUUAAACAUAUAUAUAUAUACAUGUAAAUACAUAUAUUAUCUGGCAGGGGAAUAAUAUAUUAUGAAUGGUAGUACCGGAUGAAAUGAUUAAAGGCGCUAUAAUGACAUUUAAUCAGGGAUGGUAAUGGUUAAACAAGCUGGACUUAAAUAAAAGACCAUACAUUUAAAAA
This is a messenger RNA of Xenopus laevis (African clawed frog), 6012 nucleotides long. It is a transcript of the gene phldb1.L, whose product is annotated as pleckstrin homology-like domain family B member 1. The coding region runs from base 835 to 4869 and encodes 1344 amino acids. NCBI's taxonomy places the organism in Eukaryota, Metazoa, Chordata, Amphibia, Anura, Pipidae. The record is from RefSeq and is a predicted model, not a curated record. Gene Ontology annotation, biological process: regulation of microtubule cytoskeleton organization. Gene Ontology annotation, cellular component: basal cortex. The transcript has 24 exons.